Molecule: messenger RNA, 1937 nt
Organism: Cuscuta campestris
Lineage: Eukaryota; Viridiplantae; Streptophyta; Magnoliopsida; Solanales; Convolvulaceae
Source: the annotation of a GenBank genome assembly
UGCUGCUUUGUGUAUACUUAGUGUACACCCAAGUGGGUUCCCUAACACUCCUCGUUUAAGAAUCUUGGUUCAAGAAUGUGCUUGAUUACCAUAGUGAUACUUCAAACUCACAAACUCCUAUUGGGACAUUUAGAUUUACCAUAGCAUUUCACAGAUACAGGCAUCGACACCGAAAUUCGACCUAAUAAGAUCCGUAGACUAAAAUUUGCGAGAAUGAAGAGGAAUAUAUUCAGCUCAGGUUGGAAUUGAAGGUUUAAUUUGAAGAACAGAUUUAGGAGCAGAAGCGCACAAGAAGGGUUUGGUCAUGAUAAAUCAUUCCAAAAUGGCUAAAUUAACUGCUUUGGUCCCUCCAACAGAAAGCAAACGCCUCUUUUACCCACCAUCAUCAAGUAAUCUCUCCUCCGCCUUGCAACAGUACAUCAAUUCCGACCACCCAGCACAAGGCCAAACGCUCCAUUCCCACAUCCUGAAAACUGGGUUCAAACCCAAUAUUAAUGUCUCCAUCAAGCUCUUGAUACUUUAUAUCAAGUCUUCAUGCAUCACCUACGCACGCCAGGUGUUCGAUGAAUUGCCUCACCUAACACUCUCGGCUUAUAACUACAUGAUCUCGGGUUAUUUAAAGAGUGGGUUAGUCCAAGAAUCUUAUGAUUUAGUCAGGAAGCAGAGUUUUUCAGGUGUGAGAGCUGAUGGGUUUACAUUCUCGAUGAUCUUGAAAGGGUCUACUUCUUUGGAUUUAGUAGGAUUGCGAGGUGGCUUUAUUGCAACGCAGGUUCAUGCCCAGAUAAUAAGAUCAUGUGUUGAAGGUGAUGACGUGCUUUACACAGUUUUGGUUGACUCGUACGUUAAGAACGGGAAAGUACAUUAUGCUCGGAGAGUGUUUGAUCUGAUGUCGGUAAACAAUUUUGUUUGCUCAACCUCAAUGAUAACAGGCUACAUGAACGAAGGGAAUGUGGAUGAUGCAGAAGACGUGUUCAAGAAAACGCGCGUAAAAGACGAAGUUGUUUUCAAUGCAAUGAUAGAAGGUUACAGCAAAUCCAUCAAAACUGCUAAGAAAGCAAUUGAAUUUUACAUAAACAUGAAAAAAUUGGGAUUUAACUCCACAAUUUCCACGUUCGCAAGCUUGAUUGGUGCUUGCUCUGCUCUAGCGGCCUUUGAAGUUGGUCAGCAAGUCCUUGGGCAAGUAAUAAAGACUAGCUUUGUUCAACACAUAAAGAUCGGAAGUGCUUUGAUUGACAUGUUCUCAAAAUGCGGGCAGACAGAAGAAGCGAGAAGCAUUUUUGACCACAUGCCCGAAAGAAACGUAUUUUCUUGGACUUCAAUGAUUGAUGGGUAUGGUAAGAACGGAUACCCAAAUGAAGCUCUUGUUCUCUUCGAUGAAAUGCUCAUGAACCUUCAUGUUAAACCUAACUAUGUCACAUUCCUAAGCGCUCUUUCAGCAUGUGCACAUUCCGGACUAGUCUCUAAAGGAAAGCACAUCUUUGAAAGAAUGGAGAAGGACUAUUCAAUGAAGCCAAGAAUGGAGCAUUAUGCUUGCAUGAUUGAUUUGUUGGGCCGGGCGGGGCGUCUAAAUCAGGCUUUGGAGUUUGCGAUAAAUAUGCCCGAGAAGCCCAAUUCGGACGUGUGGGCUGCUUUGCUUAGUUCUGGUAGACUACAUGGAGAUGUUGAAAUUACAAAUUUAGCUGCUAAGGAACUCUUUAAUUUAAGUGGGAAUAGUCGGCCAGGGGCUUAUGUUGCGCUGUCGAACACAUUGGCAGAGGCGGGAAAAUGGGAUAGUGUGAGUGAACUUAGAGUGUUGAUGAAGUCGCGCGGGAUAUCAAAAGGCACUGGGUUCAGUUGGGUUGGGAGAGAUGGAUACCUUGAAGCUUUUCAUGCUGGUUAGAAGAUCCAGUUAAGUAUGUGUUUUUAUAAAAUUAAUCCAAGAAAGCUCAGUAACUUUG